AUGACCCAGCGAUCCUCUUUCACCAUCAAGUCGGGGGGCACUCGGAACUUCAGCACUUCCUCGGCGAACUUCCUCCCGGGCUCCCGGACCAGCUUCAGCUCUGUCUCCGUGACCCAGGGCGGGAAGAGAUUCGGAGGUGGCUUUGGGGGUGGCUUUGGGAGCAGGAGUCUCCAUGGCCUUGGGGGCAGCAAGAGAAUCUCCGUCAGCGGGGGCUACCGCUCCAACCGGGGCAGCUUCGGUGGCGUUGGCUACGGGAUGGGUCUUGGCGGCAUAGGGUACAGAGGGUAUGGAGGUGGGAUGAUGCCUGGAUCUGGGGGCAUCCAGGAGGUCACUGUCAACCAGAGCCUCCUGACCCCACUGCACCUGGAGAUCGACCCCUCCCUUCAGCGGGUGCGGAAAGAGGAGCGGGAGCAGAUCAAGACCCUCAACAACAAGUUCGCCUCUUUUAUCGACAAGGUGCGGUUCCUGGAGCAGCAGAACAAGGUCCUGGAGACCAAAUGGAGCCUCCUGCAGGAGCAUAAAACCACCAGGGCCAACAUUGAGCCCAUGUUUGAAGCCUAUAUCAGCAACCUGAGGCGGCAGCUGGACAGCCUGGGUGGGGAGCGGACAAGGCUGGAGACGGAACUGAAGAACAUGCAGGACGUGGUGGAGGACUUCAAGAACAAGUACGAAGAUGAAAUCAACAAGCGCACAGUGGCGGAGAAUGAGUUUGUGGUGCUCAAGAAGGAUGUGGAUGCUGCCUACAUGAACAAGGUAGAGCUGGAGGCCAAGGUGGAUGCCAUAAUGGACGAAAUCAACUUCCUGAAAGCUUUCUAUGAAGCGGAGCUGGCUCAGCUUCAGGACCAGAUCUCUGAGACCUCCGUGAUCCUGUCCAUGGACAACAACCGCAACCUGGACCUAGACAGCAUCAUCGCUGAGGUCAAGGCCCAAUAUGAAGAUAUCGCCAACCGCAGCAGGGCUGAGGCUGAGUCCUGGUAUCAGACCAAGUAUGAGGAGCUGCAGCGGUCUGCUGGCCGGCAUGGGGACGACCUCCGCACCACCAAGAUGGAGAUCUCUGAGCUGAACCGGCUGAUGCACAGGCUGCGUUCUGAGAUUGAUAACUUGAAGAAGCAGUGUGCCACGCUCCAGGCCGCCAUCGCUGAUGCUGAGCAGCGUGGGGAGAUGGCCCUCAAGGAUGCCAAGCACAAGCUGGCUGAGCUGGAAGAGGCCCUGCAGAAGGCCAAGCAGGACAUGGCCAGGCAGCUGCGCGAGUACCAGGAGCUGAUGAAUGUCAAGCUGGCCCUGGACAUUGAGAUCGCCACCUACAGGAAGCUGCUGGAGGGCGAGGAGUGCAGACUCAGUGGAGAAGGUGUCGGACCCGUGAAUAUCUCUGUGGUCUCCUCCUCUGGAGGCACAGGCUACAGCGGGGGCGGGAGCGGCUACAGCAGCAGCCUCUCCUAUGGUGGUGGCAGCGGAGGCUUCAGUUCCACCAGCGGCCGUAACAUGGGUGGCAGCACCUCCAGCAUGCGCAUCAUCUCCAAGACGUCGUCCACCAAGAAGAGUUAUAGGAGCUAA
This is a messenger RNA of Pipistrellus nathusii (Nathusius's pipistrelle), 1554 nucleotides long. The record is from the annotation of a GenBank genome assembly. NCBI's taxonomy places the organism in Eukaryota, Metazoa, Chordata, Mammalia, Chiroptera, Vespertilionidae.